Messenger RNA from Aspergillus sclerotioniger CBS 115572, 2038 nucleotides. Its product is annotated as asparagine synthetase B. The coding region runs from base 94 to 1815 and encodes 573 amino acids. The transcript is spliced from 9 exons. Gene Ontology annotation, cellular component: cytosol. NCBI's taxonomy places the organism in Eukaryota, Fungi, Ascomycota, Eurotiomycetes, Eurotiales, Aspergillaceae. The record is from RefSeq and is a predicted model, not a curated record. Gene Ontology annotation, molecular function: asparagine synthase (glutamine-hydrolyzing) activity.
GGUCUUUCCAACGCUUAGUCAAUUUCCCUUCGUAUUGCUUGGGUUUCUGCUGUCUGCCUUUCUUGAGUCGUUUCUCAAUUGAUUGUAGCCAGCAUGUGUGGUAUCUUCGCGUGUCACCAUCAUCCCGAUGUGCAAAAGUUCAAGCCUACGGCCCUGCGCAUGGCCAAGGCUUUGCGCCACCGUGGACCCGAUUGGAGUGGAAGCUUCAUCUCGGAGAAGACUAUCCUCGCGCACGAGCGUUUGAGUAUCGUCGGUGUCGACUCCGGUGCCCAGCCCCUCGUUAACCACGAUGGUUCCCUCGCCCUCGCCGUCAACGGCGAGAUCUACAACCACCGCAUCCUGAGAAAGGGCCUGAAGGCCGAUUAUGAGUUCAAGACGCAUUCGGACUGCGAGGUCGUCAUUCCGUUGUACAUGGAACACGGUCUCGAUGCCCCCAAGUAUCUCGACGGCAUGUUCUCCUGGGUUCUCUAUGACAAGAACCAGGACAGGGUUGUCGCUGCACGGGACCCCAUCGGUGUCACCAGCUUCUACAUUGGCUGGUCCUCUGAGACCCCCGGAGCGGUUUACUUCGCUUCUGAACUGAAGUCUCUGCACCCGGUUUGCGACAAGGUCGAGGCUUUCCCCCCUGGUCACAUCUAUGAUUCCAAGACCGGCGAAUUCACUCGCUACUUCCAGCCUAAGUGGUGGGAUGCGACUAACGUCCCCUCCACCCCUGUCGACUAUAAGGUUAUCCGUGCUUCUUUUGAGAAGGCUGUUCGCAAGCGUCUGAUGGCUGAGGUCCCCUAUGGUGUCCUGCUUUCGGGUGGUCUUGAUUCCAGCUUGGUCGCCUCUAUCGCUCAGCGGGAAACUCUGCGCAUGCAGGAGGCUUCCUUGGCUGCUCAAGCGCAGGGUGCUGAUCUGAACGAAUUGGUCGGCAUUGACGACUCCAACGAGCUGUCCACUGUCACUACCUUCCAGCAGCUGCACUCCUUCUCCAUUGGUCUGCCGGGUGCUCCCGACACGGAGGCUGCCCUCAAGGUGGCCAAGUUCCUCGGAACUAAGCACCACGCCUUCACCUUCACCGUUGAGGACGGUCUCAACGCUCUCUCUGAUGUCAUUUACCACCUGGAGACUUACGAUGUGACCACCAUCCGUGCUUCCACCCCCAUGUACCUGCUCAGUCGCAAGAUCAAGGCUAUGGGUGUCAAGAUGGUCUUGAGUGGUGAGGGUAGUGAUGAGAUCUUCGGUGGAUACCUUUACUUCCACGCUGCUCCUAACCGCGAGGAGUUCCACAAGGAGACCGUCAGACGUGUCAAGAACCUGCACUUGGCGGAUUGCCUGAGAGCUAACAAGUCCACUUCCGCCUGGGGAUUGGAGGCCCGUGUCCCCUUCCUGGACAAGGAGUUCCUCGAGACUUCCAUGGCUGUUGAUCCUGCCGACAAGAUGAUCACCAAGGAGCGCAUCGAGAAGUACAUCCUGCGCAAGGCGUUUGACACCACCGACGAGCCCGACGUCAAGCCUUACUUGCCCGACAACAUCCUCUGGCGCCAGAAGGAGCAGUUCAGUGACGGUGUCGGCUACAGCUGGAUUGACGGCCUCAAGGACCAGGCUGAACUGCAGGUUACCGACGAGAUGAUGAAGAACCCCAAGCCCGAGUGGGGUAGCGAUAUCCCCGAUACCAAGGAAGCCUACUGGUACCGCAUGAUGUUCGACGAACACUUCCCACCCACUUGCGCCGGUACCGUUGAGCGUUGGGUACCGACCUGGUCGAAGCAGUCCGACCCGAGCGGCAGAGCUAUUGCGACUCACAACGCCAAGUACGAAAACGCUGUGUAAAUGUCUGGGUUAUGAAUUUUGCGUGUCUUAACAUCUUGCGGAGAGUUUGGGUAUAGAAACAUGUAUAGAUGAUUUACCAGGGAUACUCAUUGGGACGCAAAAAAAGCGAAUUUCAGUCAGAAGCGUCGGGAUCACCGCGUACUGGCUUUACCUUCUUCAUCUCCCACGCCUUCAUCCACUACCUUGUUUUGGCAAGAUUUGUAAGAAUGGCAGAAGUUUCUGG